UGAAGUAGCAUUCUACCACUAAUGCAGUAAUGACGUGUGCGGUAAUGGCGCCAUCAUAAGCGACACAGUUUCAUGGAUGGCUAUUGAAAAAACGAAAGCUCUUCGUGCCUUGAAGCACUUGGGCAAAGUGUCCACUCAGUUUGAGUUUUCGUUUUACAUAGAUAGAAUAGAAAAUGUUCCUCUUGGAGUUGAUUUCAUUUUUAGUGUUCAAAGAGGAGAGCGCUUAUGUUCUUCUACCGAAUGUCGUUCUGUGCAACUUGCCUAUCGUUCAAGUGGUGUUGUAGCUUUCAGAGAGUUGCUUGUUUUACCAGUGACUUUGUACAUGAACAAAGUUGAAGGAGAUUUUCUUCCGAAGUACGCCAAGUUUUUUCUGAGGAGAGUUGGAAAGGCAGGAGUUGAACCCAAAACACAAGGUAAAAUGCACCUUGACUUGUCAAGGUUCAUAAGAGUUUCACCUAGUCACGAAGAAGCUGUCUUUCAACUGUCAGAUGGUUCGAAGUUGUUCAUGACUAUUUCAUGGAAAGUCUCCAAGUCAGACUGGGAGAACGACUCGAAAGAUUCUAUCGUUAAAGCGUUUGAAAAGGUAGUCAGUGGAAGGAUAUUCGGAAAUGAAGUUAGGAGAAUAGAGCCUAGGAAAUUGUCAUUGAAUCCCACCGAUGCUCCUGGUUCACCUGACAAGAAUAGUAACCUCAAAGAAUGCAAGUUCCUUGCAAGUGAAAGGAAAUAUUCGCUAGGCACUGAAGAUAUAAGGAAACCGAGACAAUCAAAAGGUGUUUUACUGUUUGGUGAAAGAAAUCAGUCGUUUGACGAUUCUAAAGCAGUGAGAGAAGGAGUUUUACAGAAGUUGACGGAGGAAAACUCACUGCUGCUAAAAUAUCUUGUCGAAAUUAGAAGCGAAAUGGAACAUAACUAUUUAAUUGAAGGUAUGCAAAAAGCAGAGAUUUGUAAAUUGCGAGCAGAGUUACAAGGCUUUCGCGAUACUUUCCCGAAGGACGGAAACGGCUCAGAAUCGUCUCGAGACAAGCAGAGAAUAGUUGAGACCAAUAAGGAGUUACUAGAACAGUUUAGGAAGUUGGAAGAGCACUACAAGUCUCAAGUGAGGUCCUUAUUUGGCGAAGUUUACAAAUUAAAAGAGACAAUGACUCUUCCUAGUUUCGCGUCGAAUGGCAAACUUGACAAGUUUGCUAGUGAACCUAGUGCGUCUCAAGCAUCAACCGCAAGAGACAGAAUACCCUCACAAGAUGAGUUGGCGUCCUUGGAGUGGAAAGCUAGCGAUCAUAGAGACACCCAAAUACAUUAUUUACGAAAGCAGCUUUUGUUACAGCGCGAGGAAUCGGGAAAUUUGCUCUCGGAGUUGAUUCGGACCAAACUUUCACUUGCGUUAGCAUUGGAGAGUGUGGAAUGGCUUUCUUUUGAAAACAAGAAGCAUUCCAGGCAGAAUAAAUCAGCAAUUUCAGAACCAUUAUGGACAAAAAUCCUGCCUUGGAAGUUUGAGUAGUACUCAAGUCAUCUUCUUAUUUUUCACAUGAUAAACAGGGGUCAAGAAGACAACCGAAUCAUAUUAAGCAUCAGUCUGAUCAGAACUCUAUAAUUGAGUUGUCUGUAUAUUCCAAGAUGGCUUCAAGAAACUUGACGGGAGAGAGUUUCAUAGAAACCAGAUCUCGGCUUAGUUGAGGAAAUUCGAAUGCAUAUAAGUAAAAGUAAUUGACGACUCUGAAAUAAACACUGAAAAAUAACGUUUAUGCUCAGCUGUGU
This is a messenger RNA of Galdieria sulphuraria, 1755 nucleotides long. RefSeq lists its product as uncharacterized. The record is from RefSeq and is a predicted model, not a curated record. Bases 77 to 1498 code for a protein of 473 amino acids. NCBI's taxonomy places the organism in Eukaryota, Rhodophyta, Bangiophyceae, Galdieriales, Galdieriaceae. The transcript has a single exon.